GAAAGGUCACAGAGUCGUGAUGCGGGCUGCUCUGCUUGCCGAUGCCAAAGGUCCGGCCUGAUUUGCUCGCUCCACUGGAUGCUAAUGAUGAAAGGCCACUGAGUCGUCACGCGCUUCCUUGCCAGCCUUCGUCUCUCCCAAAAGCCGUCGUCACACUUCCAACUGCAUCCCGCCUAACCAGGUCUAUGGAUUUGCUCAGCUCUUGUAUCAUUGAAAGAGAAGGGCAUCACGCUCAGACUGAAACUCUUACAUACUUCGUCAGGACAGUCCAUGGGCGAAAGCUCAAGGUUGUUGUGGUUACACAGACACGCAUGGGUGAGAAUACCUGCGAGUCCAAUGAUGAUUGGAAACGAUUUUUGCAAAUUUCGGGCUACUGGAGGCUCCUGCCAAAAUAUUUCAGAAACAAGGAUGAACUUGAGCAUAAGCUUACCCAUUUUGUGCGUAGAGGGUCCUUAAUGCCUCCAAUUGCAGCCUGUCCGAAAACUCGUAGCAUUCACUUCCCGGACGUGCUUCAAUUCAACGUUGUUUGGUUUCAGCUUAACAUCCCCGCUAUUGACUUCGCUAAAAUCCCUCCCUGCAUGCACAGGCAUCUGUUCGAACAUAUGCGACCCUAUGCUCACCUUGUGUAUGGAACAACCUCAUGGGAUGUCCAAUUCAAUGAUUGCGCUUUGACUGAAGGCUUUGCUGAACUAUUCAUCAAAAAUAAUAUUGACUUUGGCGCAUAUGCUCUCCUAAGGCAUGUGGGAAACUUCACUUUUGAAGUAUUCAUGUUUGACAAACUAGGAUUUUCUCUUAACUUGGCUGGCAAACCCAUGGGCGUUUCAAAUCCGUUGCAUACCCCAGAUGACUUCCUUGUUUAUGUGGAGUCUUCUUUCAAAGAUUAUUCAUACAACCACUUGUAUUGUCACCCAUCCUUUCUCUUUGUCCCCAAGAAAACGAGUAAGGUAUGCUGUGAAGCCUUCCUUCGGUCAUGCAACGAUAUGAGAAACCGCGUGCGCAUCUUCUAUGGCGACGAUGAUGCUUACUUUGUCAUUGGCCCCCAAUCAAUGCACCACCAGAUUAAAACAACUUUCGAAUUGAA
This is a messenger RNA of Cuscuta europaea, 1081 nucleotides long. NCBI's taxonomy places the organism in Eukaryota, Viridiplantae, Streptophyta, Magnoliopsida, Solanales, Convolvulaceae. The record is from the annotation of a GenBank genome assembly.